GACGCGCACACCAAAACAGGCGUUGACAAGAGCCGCACAUUUUGUUUUGAGGCUCGUUUUUUAGGUCGACUACACCAUGUUCUAAAGUUAAAACCCAUCGUUCACUUCAAAAUGUUUUGCGUGACAACAUCCACAGCAGUGGCCGGACAGUGGAUCCAGGGCGGGUGUAUAUGGUAGGAGCAUUACGACCUCCGGUCUGCUGUGUUUGCUGCUGGACGCUGAUGUUCGCCAUCCUGACCAGAUCCAGACACGCCUUUUGUUGUCCUGCUGCAACGACUAGCCGCCGCUAGCACCGCAGCAUCUAGGAAGACACUGAGGACCAGCUCAGCCUUUCUGGGGGAUUAGUCGUAGACCACUGGAACCGCAGCGACUGGACAACCGACCGCAAGGAUGAGCAGUGACGAACCAAGCCCCGCCGCCUUGCCGGAGCCGGUGGAGGAUGUGCAAGGAGACGGGAGAUGGAUGUCCCAGCACACGCGGUUCGUCCAGGAGUGUAAGGAUGCUGAACCAGACGUCCUAUUCGUCGGAGACUUCAUGAUUCAGCUGAUGCGGCAUCAUGAUAUCUGGAGGGAGCUGUUUUCUCCACUUCACGCUCUGAACUUCGGGAUCGGUGGAGACACGACCUGUAACGUCCUCUGGAGGCUCCAGAACGGAGAACUGGACAACAUCAAACCCAAGGUGGUGGUCCUGUGGGUCGGAACCAACAACCACCAGCACAGCGCGGAGCAGGUGGCCGACGGGGUCCUGGCCGUGGCCAGACUCCUCACCUCACGCCUGCCCAGGGCCAAGGUCAUCAUCAUGGGCCUGCUGCCGCGCGGGGAGCGCCCGAACCCCCUGAGGGAGAAGAACGCGGCGGUCAACGCGCUGCUGCGUGCCCGUCUGCCGCGGCCCGGCCCCGUCCUGCUGCUGGACGCCGGCGCCGGCCUCCUGGCGCCCGACGGCUCACUCAGCCAGCGGGACAUGUUCGACUACCUGCACCUGACGGCCGCCGGCUACGCCGCCGUCUCCAAGCCGCUCAGCGACCUGCUGCUGCAGAUCCUGGAGGAGACGCCCGAGGAGAAGAGGGCCCCACCGGUCUGAGACCCCCCCCCCCCCCGGAGCCUCACUCACAGCAGGGGCCGGGGGGGAGGAGGAGGAGGUGUGAAGGAGAGGUGGAGGAGCAGGAGGUGGAGGUGUGGGGCUAGGGGGAAGGAUGUAAGGCCCUGUGUAGGGCGCUGACAGUGUUCUGCCCCAGCACCGACAGCUCGUGGCCAGCAGGGGGAGACACCCACACGCGCCAGCCAUUAAAGCACAGACGCUGCUGGGAGCUUAUGGUGCGUUUUAGUAUUCUCUGCGAAACCGACUCGGACUUCGGAUGCGACGUCACGCCCACACUUCAAGCGUUUUAUUAUGUUUCGCUCGGUCGUUGGAGAAAAACAUGGGCGCCACCCGGAAAGCUGUUGUCGCGGUAGCAUUGGCAGAGGACCAGGCGCUCCAAAAUAAGUAGGCUGUAGGCCAUAGGCAGAGAUACGGACGCAGUAAGGCAACGCAGUAACACGAGUGAUUGUAAUUGCCCUUUAAACCACCAAAGCGGUCCAAACACAAUGAAAACAGUUCAUACAA
Messenger RNA from Gadus chalcogrammus (walleye pollock), 1602 nucleotides. RefSeq names its product platelet-activating factor acetylhydrolase 1b, catalytic subunit 2 (gene pafah1b2). The transcript has 6 exons. NCBI's taxonomy places the organism in Eukaryota, Metazoa, Chordata, Actinopteri, Gadiformes, Gadidae. Bases 391 to 1080 code for a protein of 229 amino acids. The record is from RefSeq and is a predicted model, not a curated record.